Messenger RNA from Porites evermanni, 1184 nucleotides. The record is from the annotation of a GenBank genome assembly. NCBI's taxonomy places the organism in Eukaryota, Metazoa, Cnidaria, Anthozoa, Scleractinia, Poritidae.
AUGAAUGCCAUAAGAAAAAAGAGAUGUCCGACACAAAUGUGUCCACGAAAUAAAGGUCUAGAGAAGAAACCUGAAACUAACAAGUCCAAAGAUAAAUGUGGUAGGUGUGGUUAUGAUAAGACCCACAAGAAAAGUCUAGCAGUGGGACAACAGUGUGGACUCUGUAAGACGAUGAAUCAUUAUGCAAAGUUCUGCAGAUCAAAAGAAGUCCACAAUCUUAAAGACGUAGAGGACUCUGGUCCAGAAGAAGAAGAAAGUGAGAAGGAAUUACCCCUCUUUGUGUUCUCAUUGGAAUCAAGCAGUGUGAAGGAAGAUGAGCAGUUCUAUGAAACUGCUGAAAUAGAAGGUGCUCAGGUAAGAUUUCAGCUGCAUAGUGGUGCAAAAGCAAAUGACAUGUCAGCAAAGGUCUACAGCAACCUCAGACGUGGAUCCCCACCACCCCUGAAAAGACAAGCACAGCAUUNCACGAAAUAAAGGUCUAGAGAAGAAACCUGAAACUAACAAGUCCAAAGAUAAAUGUGGUAGGUGUGGUUAUGAUAAGAUCCACAAGAAAAGUCUAGCAGUGGGACUACAGUGUGGACUCUGUAAGACGAUGAAUCAUUAUGCAAAGUUCUGCAGAACAAAGGAAGUCCACAAUCCUAAAGACGUAGAGGACUCUGGUCCAGAAGAAGAAGAAAGUGAGAAGGAGUUACCCCUCUUUGUGUUCCAUUGGAAUCAAGCAGUGUGAAGGAAGAUGAGCAGUUCUAUGAAAUUGCUGAAAUAGAAGGUGCUCAGGUAAGAUUUCAGCUGCAUAGUGGUGCAAAAGCAAAUGACAUGUCAGCAAAGGUCUACAGCAACCUCAGACGUGGAUCCCCACCACCCCUGAAAAGACAAGCACAGCAUUGACUUCCUUUUCCAAGCACAAACUGAAACCUAACGGCGAAGUUGUGUUGACUACGAGAUACAAAGAUCAGGUGGAAGACGUACGAUUUUUCGUCGUGUCUGGGGUUGAAUCGGUGCUUAAUGGACAAAAAUGCAUUAAACUUGGCUUUCUGAAGAAAGUACAUCAACUCACAAGCAAGAAACCUGGCGCAAAGGUGGAGCUGGAUGAUUUCCCAGAGCUCUCCACGGGAUUGGGAUGUAUGCCUGGCACUCAUCACAUACAACUGGCCAACACUUUCAGCAUUUUAGACACCAAGAGUUAA